AUAGGAUCUCACUUGUUACCGUCGGUCGACCCAGCAUCAUCACCGUGAGGGCAGCUUGACAGACGACUCUUCCGACGAUGAGGUGGUUUCGAGCUACGAUGCGACAUAUACACACAUACUGCCUCAUGCAGCUGCUCGUGCUCGCUGUCCUCCAUGAUCCAGCGUUCGUCGAUGCCAGGGGAGAACAGCAGGAAAGUAUAACGGCGGUGUGUGUCGCCUGGGAAGGCACCACAUGUCCCUUUACCAACACGACUAACCCCGUGACGAAGCUGUUUGACCCAAAGACCCAAACGCUGUGCAAGGCGGCCGUGUCGGUCAACGUCAAGCAAAUCGACUGGCUAAGCUACCAUUCGACAGGAAAGGGAUUGGUGCGCAGCGUCAAGAUCAACCAGAACGAGCUCCUCACGUCUUUCGUGUACCCAUCGGACUCGUACCUCGCGGCAAAUUAUCCGCAUUGCGACGACUGGUUCGACGUGCUGCCGCCACACGAAAACAGCAUCCAGCCCGGCCGUGGCACCCAACGAUCGAUCCUUUCUCUCAUUACCGAGGAUUCCGUCGAGUUUGAGAUUGUCUACGAAUGGACUGGUGAUCAUGCACAACAGCCCGUGUGCUCGUUUGGUGGCGUGUCGUACGUGGGCAUGGCGCGCAUGGAUCUGUUCUACGAAGUCCAAGACGACGACCAUUGCCCCGGGUGGAACGAAACCACCAACACGUGGUGCCACGGACACGGCCAUUGCGACUGCGCGGUCACGGAAGGCGACCCUCGCUCCUGCACGUGCAAAUCUGGCUACGCGCCGCCGACAUGCCAAGGAUGCUUGGACAACAAAUUCGGCGCAACCUGCAGCGAAUCGUGCGACGUAUGCUACAACGACGGCGUGUGUCAGUCCGGCAUCGACGGGACCGGCGACUGCGUGUGCACGGCCGGCUAUGACCCGGCCACUCGAUGCGCGACCUGCUUGCCGCUUCACUACGGACCCAGCUGCCUCCCUUGCGACGAAUGCAACUACCCCCACGGCAACUGUAACGACGGCAUCCAAGGCAACGGGUUGUGCUCGUGCGCCGUGGGCUACAAUGCAACCGAGAACUGCCUCGAUUGCAUGGACUCGUUCUUCGGGCCGACCUGCGCGCCGUGCCAGUCGUGCCAUGAAGGACGAUGCAACCACGGGCUACAAGGCGACGGCCAGUGCAUCUGCCGCGAAGGGUUUGACGCUGAAACGCACUGCACUGACUGCUCCACCAACUACUUUGGACACAACUGCACGCGGUGCGCGUCGUGCCACGGCCGUGGCCUCUGCAACGACACGCUGGCCGGCGACGGGCAGUGCUUUUGCGACGCCGGGUACACGUCCGUGUCCCGGUGCGUCCUCUGCGACGACGGGUGGGACUUCAACCCCACGACCAUGAGCUGCCAGUGCGCGCCCGAACACUUUGGCCCGUUCUGCCGGUCGUGUCCGAUCUGUGCGCCGCAUGGACGGUGUAGUGCUGGCAACGACGGUGACGGCCGGUGCAUCUGCGAUCCAGGGUGGAGCGACUCGACCAAUUGCGUGACGUGUAUGGGCGGGUACUUUGGCCACGACUGCUCCAUCUGCCGACGGUGUGGUCAAGGGAGGUGCGACGAUUCGAUCCACGGCUCGGGGCAGUGCAUUUGCAGCGAAGGCUAUAGCUCCACGAGCGACUGCUACAACUGCGACGACGGCUACUUCGGCCCGAAUUGCACCGCGUGUCCGCAAGAUUGCGCGCACGGCACGUGCUCGAGCGGCCUCCUGGGGUCGGGCACGUGUUCGUGCGACCAAGGGUGGGCGUGGUCGGCCAAGAACCCGUGCACGUCGUGCCUGCCGGGGUACAUUGGUCCGGAUUGUGUGCUGUGCCCGGGGUACAUUGAGAGCGGACUCAUGUGCAACGGCCACGGCGUGUGCAUUCCGCACGCGAACCGAUCGGUGGGCAUCUGCGAAUGCGACGCCCGGUUCAGCGGCAUCGGGUGCGAAGUGUACGAGUUUCCAUUGGCCAUGGUGUGCGGUUUGGGGCUGAUUGCGCUGUCGACGCUUGGGUUUUGCAUGUGCUCGAUGCGGCGGCUGGCGCGGCAGACGCAGGUCUUCCACCCACAGGUGCUGCGGCGGGGCAGCACGUUCCCAGGGUAUUUGGAGAUUUCGGACGUGAGCGACUUGGAGUUUUUCGUGUCGGCCGACUCGCGCGACUGGUUGAUCCCGUUUGAAGCGCUGACGCUGCAAAAAGAAGUCGGCAACGGCACGUCUGGCCAAGUGUUUCAGAGCUUGUACCACAGUGGCGGUGGCAACUCGGUCGUGGCCGUGAAGCGGCUGUACAGCCCCGUGACAGGCCAAGAGUACUUUCAGAGCUUCUUCCGGCGCGAAGUGAGCAUCCUCAGCAAACUGCACCACCCGCACGUCGUUCGGUUCUACGGUGUCAGCUACUACAGCCGCAUUUUGUAUAUCGUGACCGACUUUUGCCAGACCAGCUUGAGCCACUUGAUUGAGAACCCGACGACCAAAGGGCCGUUCGAACCGACGUUCUUUAUGAAGGUCGUGGUGCAAAUCACGAGCGGCAUGGGGUUCCUGCACAGUCGCAACGUCGUGCACCGCGACUUGAAGCCGGCCAACGUCCUCCUCACCGACACGGACGACGUCAACAUCUGCGACUUUGGCUUGUCUCGGUUGAUCGACCCGGAAACCACGUCCAUGACGGCCGAGGUGGGCACGCCAAGCUACAUGGCCCCGGAAAUGGCCACGAUGGGGGGCGCACAAUGUUCGACCAAGGGCGACGUGUAUUCGUUUGGCAUUUUGCUCUACACAAUGUGGUCGAGAAGCAAACCAUAUGGGGAUCAAGGCAUGAAUCCGUUUCAGCUGAUGACGGCCGUGGUGAACGGGUUGAGGCCCGUGAUCCCAAUCAACUGCCCCCCCGGUUUGGAGAAGCUCAUGAAAAGUUGCUGGGAUGCCAACCCCGUGGGUCGCCCGAGCUUUCCGGAAGUCUCGUUGACAUUGCAAGACCCGGCGAUUCUACAGUGUCCUCCGACUAGUGACAUGCCGCUGACAGUGGAAGAGCGGCCGAUGAUGCCAAAUCGAUUUCGACUCAACAGCCGCGACCAUUACGUCGAGCCGACAAACUAUGGCAGCUGUAACAACAACCACGACUGAAUAUCCACGAUCAUAGACACACAUAUUAAGGGCAACAAUACUAUCUUAUUCUACUCCAAC
Aphanomyces astaci is the source of this 3209-nucleotide messenger RNA. Its product is annotated as TKL protein kinase. The transcript has 7 exons. Lineage: Eukaryota; Oomycota; Saprolegniomycetes; Saprolegniales; Verrucalvaceae. The record is from RefSeq and is a predicted model, not a curated record. Bases 78 to 3149 code for a protein of 1023 amino acids. Gene Ontology annotation, molecular function: ATP binding; protein kinase activity. Gene Ontology annotation, biological process: protein phosphorylation.